Aspergillus mulundensis is the source of this 645-nucleotide messenger RNA. RefSeq lists its product as uncharacterized. Lineage: Eukaryota; Fungi; Ascomycota; Eurotiomycetes; Eurotiales; Aspergillaceae. The transcript is spliced from 4 exons. The record is from RefSeq and is a predicted model, not a curated record. Bases 1 to 645 code for a protein of 214 amino acids.
AUGUCCCAAGACGUCAUCUCGAAAGGCAUCAUUGAGGAGCCCCAUGCUCGCACUAUGUUCCAGCUCCGUCAUUCUGGCCAUCGCUCUCAGAACGGACCGGAUGUCGAGGCAUUCCCGCAUCAGGAGCGAGAGAUGUCUUUAAGAGGCACAAAGCCUGGCUGCUCAGAGUCUGUUUGCUACCUCAGCACGCCUGAGCAUGGUGCAGGGCGCAGUGUUGACCAUAAAAGCCCUGAGAGACACAGCGACCUCGCCCGGCAACUGCGGACAGCGCUGAUCCUGCACCAAGUUGAGCAAGAAGUCGCUAGUGGUACAGCGCGAAGGUGCAAGAAUUAUCAAGCAGCCUGCUUGUCUUUGGACGAUGUUUCCGGUAGUAUGGCAUCCACGCUUCCCUUCAAACGCAUCGUAUCAACCGUCGAGAUCGUAGAGCUAAGAGGGAGAUAUCUCCGAGAAAUUGAACAACAGAAUUUGAGUGACGAGACUCUUGAGGGUACGGUGAGGAAUCUGGAAUCAGAUAUCAGCACUUGGUUUACGAAGUGGGACAACGAUCUUCAACAACCUCUUUCCAACGCAGCAGUCUCCGCUUGCAGAAGGAUUACGCAUUCAUCAUCGUCUGCAGCGCCAUACUCAGCAGGAAUGGGCCCUUGA